Messenger RNA from Fragaria vesca subsp. vesca, 976 nucleotides. Its product is annotated as nudix hydrolase 17, mitochondrial-like. Gene Ontology annotation, cellular component: nucleus; cytoplasm. Gene Ontology annotation, molecular function: pyrophosphatase activity. The record is from RefSeq and is a predicted model, not a curated record. The transcript has 5 exons. Bases 319 to 852 code for a protein of 177 amino acids. NCBI's taxonomy places the organism in Eukaryota, Viridiplantae, Streptophyta, Magnoliopsida, Rosales, Rosaceae.
AACCAAGUCUGGUGUUUCUGUGCCAGCCCAUCCUUCAUCUCUCUGCCCCAAAACUUGAAAAUACCAAAGAGAUCCCUACCCAACUUUGGAUAUAUUUCCGCGUUAAUCUUCGACAUUUUUAACCGAUAUCUUCGUUAUUUUGGGAUUCAGUGUGGAAGUUGUAACAGAAAACAAAGGCCUCUCUGGCCAUUACAUCCUUAGUUUAAAAGGGAACCUUUCUUUUGCCAAAGGGUUUAAUUUUACUUGCAAAUCUGCAAUCCCCAAGUCCUGAAGAAGAAGACGAAGAGGAAGAAGAGGAAGAAGAAGAAGGAGAUAGAUAUGACUUGUUUAGUUGCUAGAACGGGAAGGGAGUUGCAGAGGUACAACAUGGGCCGCCGUCAAGUCGUAGGGUGCAUACCUUAUAGAUACAAAAAUGGCGUUGAUGGUACCGAAAGCAAGGAGUUGGAAUUUCUUGUGAUAACUUCACAGAAAGGCAAUGCAUUCAUGUUUCCUAAGGGUGGUUGGGAACUUGAUGAAUCUGUAGAAGAAGCUGCUUCAAGAGAAUCGCUAGAAGAAGCAGGAGUUCUUGGAAAUGUUGAGUGUCAAUUGGGACAAUGGAGUUUCAUGAGCAAAAGACACGACACAUAUUAUGAAGGCUACAUGUUUCCUUUGUUUGUCAAGGAGCAACUGGAUCUCUGGCCAGAGAAGAACGUACGACAACGCGUUUGGAUGACUGCUGCCAAAGCUAGAGAAGCUUGUCAACAUUGGUGGAUGAAGGAAGCCUUGGACAUUUUGGUCGAGCGGCUUACAUCAGAACAGAAUCAGAGGGAUGAAGAAGAUGCGAGUCUAGUAUCGGCUUGUUCUCUGAGCUAAGUAACAGAUAUCAACUCCUAUUAUUCUGUACAUAUUCGACACUUUCUUAGAGAAUCAAGCCGAAAAGGAGAAGAACAAAGAAAAAGAAAUGACAAUACUGCUUAGAGAUGUUUUCAGCCAACCA